Dendronephthya gigantea is the source of this 1281-nucleotide messenger RNA. RefSeq names its product glutathione peroxidase-like. The transcript is spliced from 2 exons. Gene Ontology annotation, biological process: response to oxidative stress. Gene Ontology annotation, molecular function: glutathione peroxidase activity. The record is from RefSeq and is a predicted model, not a curated record. NCBI's taxonomy places the organism in Eukaryota, Metazoa, Cnidaria, Anthozoa, Malacalcyonacea, Nephtheidae.
CAUUGGUAGGCAAAAAUUUGCAUUAAUUUUAUGUGUUGUUAAACAAGUUUCCUUAUGUUCUGCGGUUCACUUCUAUCCUUAUUCGCUUCUGGUUGGGUCAAGCGAAGAUGGUUCCACUCACUUACAUCGCAACUGUGUUAAGCGCCAAUUUUUUGUGUGCUUUUUCGGGAAGCGAAGACGUCGCGUCCUCGACUUGUCUCACGGGUGAUCAGACGCUUUACGACUUCGAUGAUCAGUUUCUUGUCGGAGGAAAAAACUUUUCGUACUCGCAGAAUGCCGGCCAAAUUGUGCUCGUCGCAAACGUGGCGUCAUUUUGAGGCCUAACCGUACAACAGUAUCACCAAAUGAAUGCAUUAAUCGAUGAGUUUAAGGAUGCUCCGUGUCCUUUCAAAAUCUACGGUGUUCCGUGUAAUCAGUUCGGAUUACAGGAGCCUGGAGUUGGAAUUGAAAUUUUGAAUUCAGUGAGAUAUGUAAGGCCAGGUUAUGGCUUUAUUCCGAGGCUUUCUCUGUUGGUCAAACGGGAUGUUAACGGAGAGAAAGAAGAUAAGCUUUUUACAUGGCUGAAGUCCUUGUGUCCAAAUCCUACCACCCUGAUUGGCGACCCAAGCAAUCUCUUCUUCUCUCCCAUUCGCACCACUGACAUCACGUGGAAUUUCGAAAAAUUCCUGAUCGACCACCAUGGUAACCCUAGAAAGCGUUAUCCGCCGAGAUUUCAGCCCAUGAACCUCAAGGAAGAUGUCCAGGAAUUGAUGAACGAAUGUAAGAGGAGCAAAGCGCGCCAUUUCCUCGCGCAGAAGCCAUUUCAUUAAAAUUUUCAAUAUCCAGACGCGGUUUUGGCUUUCAAAACCGGAGAGUUUGUGAGACGACCAUACUGGUCAAAUUCUAUUAGAUCUAGCGUGUGUUAUUGUGAAUUUAAGUCGUUUUGGGUGUUGUAUAGGCGGGAAGUGUAUGUCUAUUUCUUUGUCUUUUUGAGAUUAGUUUUUUCAGCAUUUUAGAAUUAAUUCACAAACAGAGAAAAUUCCAACCCAACGCAAAAUUUUGCCUGAUGGAAAGAUGAAACUAUGCAUGCAGUAAGUUUUAAUUGAUCUUUACAGCCUAAAUACAUCGAAUUUUAAUAACGUUAAAUAACUGAUAUUUCUAAGUUGAUGAAGGCCUUGCUAUAAACUGCUACAGCAGAUGGUUUUGCCUGAUGUUGAAACUUUAUCGUUAUGAAGUCUUUAAUGCAUUCAACUUUGUAAUGUGCGAGUUACCGUGCUUAGAAUUUCAUUAAAACAACGAUUU